Messenger RNA from Moneuplotes crassus, 921 nucleotides. NCBI's taxonomy places the organism in Eukaryota, Ciliophora, Spirotrichea, Euplotida, Euplotidae. The record is from the annotation of a GenBank genome assembly.
UUUUAAUAUAAUCUAAUGGGCAACUGCUGCAAUACUGGAAAAACUAGAGAAGGUCUUGAUGUUAAUAAGAUCACGAAGAAGGUAACCAUGACAAGAAGGGUCCAAGAAGCUACAGGCAACGGAAGAAUUCAAAACGAUAAUGAGUUUAAAUGGUGACUUGACGAAAGAUUGAGGAAGGAAUUAAAAGAACUAUAUUCAGAGAAAAGAGAACUAAUAGAAGAUGAGCUUGAAACAGAAUCAGAAGAAGAGGACCUCGACCUCAUGCUUAAAAAUGCCCAAGGAGUCCAAGAAGGAAUCUAUGAAGGAAAUUGGAGCAAGAAGAGCGGCCAAAGGAUCGGAGAAGGAAGAGUCAUCUACCACAAUGGAACAUUUUAUCAUGGAAAAUGGGAGAGAAAUCUGCCCAAUGGAAUAGGUCUCAAGAUCUUCCCCAACCAAGACGUCUACUUUGGAGAUUUCGUUGAUGGCAAAAUGGAAGGGUUUGGCCAAUACUUCAUGAGCGAUGGAAGUAUAUACGAAGGAGACUUUGUACGUGACCUUUAUGAGGGCGAAGGAUUUUUGGAAAUGGAGAAUGGCACGACUUAUAAAGGCACCUGGAAAAAAGGCAAAAGACAUGGCAAUGGGAAAUUAAUACUAGCUAGUGGCAAUUCAUACAAAGGAGGGUUUAAAUAACAACCUGUAUGAUGGUAGAGGAACCUUUAAAUUCGAAGAUGGAAAGAAAUAUGUUGGUGAAUUUCUUGAGGGCCAAAGACAUGGACACGGAGUUUUUACUUGGGCUAACGGCAAAGUUUACGACGGACACUGGAUUCAUGGCAAACAGCAUGGAGGAGCCAAUUGUAGACGAGGAGGUACAGAGGUUGAGACAGAAUGGUUCAAAGGCCAAUAUAUAGAUAAAGCACGAUAAAUAAUUCUAUUUUUCUAGAU